UGGCCUGAGGACGAGGCCUGCUUGCCUGGUUCUGCCGCUUUGCGAGGCCAGCAGAGCACCGCGCCAGCCUAGGCGAAGAGCAGCAGCUGCCCUCCCGAGCGUCGUCGCAGGAGCUCAACCCGAUGGCGCUAAGAAUACCUGCCAAGAGGCUCUUGCAGUGCGGCCGCUGUGUGACAGGCCCAUGCAAUAUCCGUGCGCAAGGCACCAGUGCAGCUGUGCAGAAGGAAAAAGAGGCAACACCCUCUGGGAAAGAAGCCAAAGCCCCAAGAGCCCAGUUUAACUGGCAAGAUGCUUUACAGCUGGAGAGGCGCCUCACACAGGAAGAAAUAAUGAUCCGGGACUCACUUCGCACCUAUUGUCAGGAAAAGCUCAUGCCUAGGAUCCUCAUGGCCAAUCGAAAUGAAGUCUUUCACCGGGAAAUUGUUUCAGAAAUGGGGGCGCUGGGCAUCCUGGGCCCUACCAUCAAAGGGUAUGGCUGUGCAGGAACCACUUAUGUGGCAUAUGGACUCAUGGCAAGGGAGAUUGAGAGGGUGGACAGUGGCUACCGUUCGGUAAUGAGCGUUCAAUCCUCUUUGGUGAUGCACCCUAUAUACGCAUAUGGGACAGAGGAGCAGAAGCAGAAAUACUUGCCACGCCUGGCUAAGGGAGAGUUGCUGGGCUGUUUUGGGCUUACAGAGCCCAACCAUGGGAGUGACCCCAGUAGCAUGGAGACCCGGGCUCAGUUCAACCCCUCCAAAAAGACCUACACACUCAAUGGCACCAAGACCUGGAUCACGAAUUCUCCAAUGGCUGACCUGUGUGUGGUGUGGGCUGUGUGUGAGGACGGCAGAGUGCGGGGUUUCCUCUUGGAGCGUGGAAUGAAAGGUCUCUCCACUCCGAAGAUUGAGGGCAAAUUUUCCCUUAGAGCCUCUAUCACUGGGAUGAUCGUUAUGGAGGAUGUGGAGGUGCCAGAAGACAACCUGCUACCCAGUGUGUCUGGACUCGCUGGUCCCUUUGGCUGCUUGAACAAUGCUCGCUAUGGCAUUGCAUGGGGAACAUUGGGAGCUGCUGAGUUCUGUAUGCAGACAGCUAGGCAGUACACUCUGGACAGAAUUCAGUUUAAAGUCCCCCUGGCAAGAAACCAGCUGAUCCAGAAGAAGCUGGCUGACAUGCUCACAGAGAUCACUAUUGGCUUACAAGCUUGUCUACAGUUGGGCCGUCUGAAAGAUGAAGACAAGGCAACUCCCGAGAUGAUUUCCAUGCUGAAACGGAAUUCCUGUGGGAAAGCCCUGGAGAUUGCUCGACAAGCCCGUGACAUGUUGGGAGGCAAUGGGAUCUCCGAUGAGUAUCAUGUUAUCAGGCAUGUCAUGAACCUGGAGGCUGUCAACACGUAUGAAGGGACCCAUGACAUCCAUGCGCUCAUCUUAGGCAAAGCUAUCACCGGACUUCAAGCUUUCACUGUUGGCAAAUGAAUGCAUUUCUGCAGGGUGCAGCUUUGCUCCUCAUGGCUCCAGUGUGGGAACAUCAGUGGAGUUGGUUUGUGAUGCCACAAUGGUUUUAAAAGCGGAGCGUGCCUAUUGCUGCUGACCAGACUGUGAUUAAACGUACUACUUCAGCUCAGCUCAAUUCUUAUUAUCCAAAAUUAGACUAUUUAAGAAUACAUAAUUCUCCACCAGAAGUCACAAAGAAGAAAAGCAUUAAGAUAACACACUGUUGCAAAGGAGCGCACCAUUAGGGUUUUUGAGUGUGGAUGGCAAGCAGAAUAGGUUAGAGCAGCCUUCCUCAACCUGGGGCGCUCCAGAUGUGUUGGACUGCACCUCCCAGAAUGCCCCAGCCAGCUGGCUGGGGCAUUCUGGGAGUUGUAGUCCAACACAUCUGAAGCGCUCCAGGUUGAGGAAGGCUGGGUUAGAGUAUAGGGGAAUAUAAAGUUCAAAAGCUGCGAAAUUUUCUGAGAGGCAAGCAGUAUUGGUGUGUAACUGGUGGAAUUUGACUAUUUACAGUUGAUUAUUUUGAACAGGCCUCUCCUGCUACAGGACCCAGAGCAACUGCCCCACCUGUGUGGGGUUCAUACCUGUAUGGAUAAUAUUUUUCAAAAUAAAAAAAAUCCUUGGAUUGAGUCUUUUGUGUAAGGCUUAACAGAAGCCCUGCAGCACAACCAAGCACUAAGACUGAAAAUCAGAAUUUGUUGCCCGCCCUGUAGUCAUCUAGCUAUGCGGCCUUAAACUGCUACGUUUCAGUGCCUUGUUUGCUACUGUGAAUUUUCGUUGACAUUUGAACAGAUAAUGGAGUGCUAAAUUGUUUCAGUUAGUGUUCUUUUGCACUUACAAUUAUGUUCCCUUCUCUUUCUUAAAGAAUAAAUUGAUAAAUUGUUGAUGUAUGUAUGUCAUGGCCAGGCCUGGAUAAGAACACCUGUGAUAGUCUAAAGCUCAUCUCAAACUGACUUGGGAAUACAGCCAUCUUCAUUUCAGUAAUUCCACAUGUAUUUGGAGCCCAUGUAGUUUCCUUUAAGCAGAUGUGUGAUUUCCCUUUUAGGAUAACAGGUGUUGGAGGGGCUAAUGGAUCUGCCUACCCCCCAAAAAAACCAGUGCCUUAGCUCAGCGUUCCCCAAUCUGGUACCCUUCAGACAUUUUGGAUUACAACUCCCAUCAGCCCCAGCCAACAUGGUCAAGGAUGCUGGGAGUUGAGAUCCAAAAUAUCUAGAGGAUAUCAGGUUGCAGAAUGCUGCCCUAGCUAUGUGGGAGCUGCUUUUUUAUAAAUCAAUUCAUUAGAAAUACUACAGCACUAAGCAGGAAGCAAUUAGAGAGCAGAAACGUGAAGGAAAAAGCUUCUACUUAAAGUCCUUGAUAGCGUUUUGCCAGAAAAUCCUCGGUAGUGUUUUGCCAGUUCACACAAGAUAGCUUUAUAAUUGAAAAAAAAAAUACAUUAAAAAUAGUGUCUGAACACAAUGAGCACAACAGGGUGGCAAUGAUGUUAUCUGGAUUCUCUCUUAAAAGUCUGUAAACGGCUAGUGCAGAAGCAGUCUUUGGCGGUGGCGGCUUUUUUAAUUCUAUUUGCGUUUGUUUAUUGUUUUAAUUGGAUUAUUUUUAUUGUAAACUGCUUUAAUAUUUUAAUAGAAAAGCGGUCUAUUUUAAAUAAAAGAAAUAAUUUUGCAAACUAGGUUGCGUAAGUCACAGCAGACUGAUGAUAACAGUCCCUUGGGGGAAGGAGACUGGGUUUACCAUGCCAGUCACUACUUGGAAUAACUGCUGAAUUAGAUGUUGCAGCUAUUUACAUACAAGUUUUAUCUUAUAUUAGUAGCUGCCGCUGUUACAAUGUAAGUGUCUAAAAAUGGUCUCUAUCCCAAUUUGUCCAUUUCAAUGGGAAUAAAAAAUGGCUUACAUUCUAUUCUUCUCUUUUCCAGACUGAUGCAAAUCAUAAAAUCGAACCUGUUACCUGCUGCAUAU
Elgaria multicarinata webbii is the source of this 3422-nucleotide messenger RNA. It is a transcript of the gene GCDH, whose product is annotated as glutaryl-CoA dehydrogenase. NCBI's taxonomy places the organism in Eukaryota, Metazoa, Chordata, Lepidosauria, Squamata, Anguidae. Gene Ontology annotation, biological process: fatty-acyl-CoA biosynthetic process; fatty acid beta-oxidation using acyl-CoA dehydrogenase. The coding region runs from base 123 to 1451 and encodes 442 amino acids. Gene Ontology annotation, molecular function: fatty-acyl-CoA binding; glutaryl-CoA dehydrogenase activity; flavin adenine dinucleotide binding. The record is from RefSeq and is a predicted model, not a curated record. Gene Ontology annotation, cellular component: mitochondrial inner membrane. The transcript is spliced from 12 exons.